GCUUGGAUCACGCGCAUUCCACAGCGUUGGGUGCCGUCGUCGCAGUCGAAUGUACUCUCUGGAUGUAAAACGUUUGCAGGAGAAGAAACAGCGCGAUGCGGCAAUGAUGAACAAGAAGCUGACAGACGAUUCGCCCCGAACAAAAGAGAGUCGCAUCCAGCGGGUCUAUGGCAAAUCCACGGAUGGCAUGUACGAGGAGUACAAUCACCGCGUGAGCAGCUGGGCUACAUCUACAUUGGAGACGCCCCCGGAGUGGAAAGCUAGCUACGGUCACUUGACCACCGCCGUGACGAACCCAAUGUACUGCAACCACGAUGUGGGACAACGUCGACAACUGUUCCCAUAGGGUGUGGCCCCGCGAGCCCCACAAGGAGCUGGGGGCGUCGUUUAUGGACGGAGGAAAGUACUCCCCCCAUGGCAAAUAUCGAGGGGGGGGAGACUGCCUGCAGUCCCCUUUGCCACCGGAGCCUCGCAAACCCGUCUUUGACCACGGCACAUAUCAUGACCCGAUUGAUUCGCCGUUUCGACGACGAGCCAAGGGCAAGGAGAUCCAAGGCCCGUUGCGUUACAAUACAGUCGUGCGAGAGUACCCCGAUGUGCCCCACGACUUUGACAGCACCUGGACGGAGCCAAAGCCUCUUCCGCAGUGGAGAUUUCCCGACCCGUCCAAGUGGUGUGGCGGUGAGUUUGGUGUAACAUUCAACUCGCGAGACACCGCGACGGCGCUGUUUGACGGGAUCGGUACGCAAAAGCAUGCCCCGUCAAUUGCCGCGACUGAACGAUACGUCCUUCCUCGCAAGGCGGCCACCCCACCGUCGCCUCUGAAAAAGGGAUCCAGCCACAGCCCCAUUCCGCGUGCCAAGUCGGCCCCCGUCUCGCAUGACAAGCUCUACAUGAACUCGAUACUGUCUGUCAACACUGAAGCUAGCCACAUCGUCCUGCGCCAGUUAUCCCCUCAUAAGAAAACAGCCCACUCAGACAGAUAAUCCCGUGAAGCGAAUCCUUCUAACGGGAACGUGACAGACACUCGUGUGGCUCAUGACACUUGGAUCGAUUAUGAGCAAAAGGUAAGCAGCUCAAUCUCGUAGUACAGCGUCGCAUGCGGCGGGAUAAUCGGUGGAUAUCCAUGUUCACCAUAGCCGAAUGACGGGGGCAAUUCAAGUCUUGCAAUUUGGCCCUUGCUCAUCUGGUGCACAUCCCAAAGUAGAAGUUUUCAUGACUGCGAGAGCUGCACACUACCAUAUCAUACCUUUUUAAUCCCUUCGUCCCAGCCACGAAUGACUUGGCCAGCGCCAACCUAAUACAACCCGUUAGUCGAGGGAAUUCGGACUCGCAACUCAUGCCUUGAACUCAAACGUGCGGCCACGUUCGCGACUAGAAUCGAAUAGUGUGCCAUCGUCCAGCUUGAUGGCAACGGCAUGACGAGUCCGACAAGAUGAUGGGUGCCGCAACUCACCUUGCCG
Messenger RNA from Aphanomyces invadans, 1463 nucleotides. RefSeq lists its product as hypothetical. Lineage: Eukaryota; Oomycota; Saprolegniomycetes; Saprolegniales; Verrucalvaceae. The coding region runs from base 315 to 986 and encodes 223 amino acids. The record is from RefSeq and is a predicted model, not a curated record. The transcript has 5 exons.